AUGGUACAGCCCGGCCGGAGUUAACGUCCCGGAGGAGACGCAUCCCGCAGCGACAGCAACGGCGACGCUAUGGGGCUGCGUGCUGGGGGAGCGUUGGGUAGGGCCGGGGCCGACAGGGGGGCGCCAGAGGGACCCGGGACGAGUGGCGGCGCUCAGGGCGGUAGCAUCCAUUCGGGCUGCAUCACAGCGGUACACAAUGUGCCGCUGAACGUGCUCAUCCGGCCGCUGCCGUCUGUGCUGGACCCCGCUAAGGUGCAGAGCCUCGUGGCCACGAUCCAGGAGGACCCCAGCAGCGUGCCCCCCAUCGAUGUCCUCUGGAUCAAAGGGGCCCAGGGUGGUGACUACUACUACUCCUUCGGGGGCUGCCACCGCUAUGCAGCCUACUGCCAACUGCAGCGAGAGACCAUCCCUGCCAAGCUCGUCCAGUCCACCUUGUCGGACCUCAGGGUUUACCUGGGCGCUUCCACACCAGACUUGCAGUAG
This is a messenger RNA of Orycteropus afer afer, 483 nucleotides long. RefSeq names its product sulfiredoxin 1 (gene SRXN1). Gene Ontology annotation, biological process: cellular response to oxidative stress. Gene Ontology annotation, cellular component: cytoplasm. The record is from RefSeq and is a predicted model, not a curated record. NCBI's taxonomy places the organism in Eukaryota, Metazoa, Chordata, Mammalia, Tubulidentata, Orycteropodidae. Gene Ontology annotation, molecular function: sulfiredoxin activity.